AUGGGGAGAAUGGCAGUCGCAAACGCGAAGACGGCGCCCUCCAAACCGAGAUGUCGGAAGGUAGGUGCUCGGUGCCGGUUCGAGGGCUGCACUGGGCGUCCUUGGUUCGCACAGCCGGGCUCCAGAGUCCCAAGGGCAUGCAAGGCCCACAAGGAAGAGGGGGAGGUCAACGUUUACGCGCCAGCCUGCGAAGCGGAUGCGUGUACGACGAGGCCGCACUACGGCGCGGACGGCGGGCGGGCGAGGUUCUGUUGCAAGCACAAGCUUGACGGGAUGGUGGAUGUGCUCAACAAACGCUGUGCGAAGAAAGGAUGCCGAAGGCAGCCGAGCUGGGCCAGAGAAAGAGGAGGUCGAGCUCUUUUCUGCAAGGAGCACAAAGAGGACGGCAUGGUGGACACAAAGCACAAGACGUGUCUACACCCGGGUUGCACGCGGUUUCCCUCGAAAAGCGGUGCCGUUGCAACGACCAAGUCGCAACCCUCCGAGGACAACACAGAAACAACAGCGGGGGGGGCGGCAGCAACAGCGGCGGCCCACCCGGGACCAGCGAGGUACUGCGCCGCGCACGCUCCGGCGGGAGCGACGAACGUGACCGCUAGCCGGUGCCGGCACCCCGGCGGCUGCUCCGUGCAGCCGUACUUCGGGCGGGAGGGAGGGGGGCAGCAGCCGAAGUUCUGCGCUCUGCACCGGAAGCCGGGGAUGACGGAUGUCCGGAACCCGAGGUGCACCGCUGUGGGAUGUACGGCGCAACCUCGUUGCGGGCGGGAGGGGGACCCUCGCCCUUCGUUUUGCCUGCGCCACGCAGAGCCGGACAUGGUCAACUUCAGGUCAGCAGGCUACAGAGACCGAGGGAAGGCGACAACGCCAAAAAGGAGGAAGCUUGCGAUAUCGUCGUCGGCCCCUUCGCGGUAGAACGUUUUCCGGGGAUGGGUGGCCUGGCGUAAGGGGAAGAGAGAUCUUAACCUGGAAAGACGAAUGGCGGAGGGGGUAGGGAGAACAGUAAUUUACCUUGAUGAAAGCAUGGUUGUGGUGUUAACGCCCCCGGCGUGAUGGAUGCACACGCUUGGGGAAGGGAGAACAGUAGUUUACCUUGUUGAAAAACAGGACGCAUUGGUCAUGAUUGUAACGCCGUCGGGUUGAUGGAUGCACAAGCUUGGAGCUAGGUGCGCCGUUUGGUUGGUCCGUUUCGAUUUUAUUGAGUUUUGUGUGGCGGCCAGCUGGCCGUCACUGGGAUGAAGUCAUGCUCGUGAAGUAGCUUUGUAUGCUUGUUUCGAUUUGGAAUCGUUUGAUGCAGUUUAGCAGGCUGCCGGUUGCUUGAUGUUUUCGGGUGGGGUGACAGGCGUGCCCCGUCAUAUGUGUGCGCGUGUUUCGUUCUUGUUUGUUGUCCGUCAGUGGGCGUGUAUGCCUUUUACCCCUACCGAUUAUUGGGGGUAUCCCUUUGAGAGCCCCUCCGCCAUCGCGUGGAGUAAUCAAUGCUAGUGUAACGCGU
Molecule: messenger RNA, 1489 nt
Organism: Ectocarpus siliculosus
Lineage: Eukaryota; Phaeophyceae; Ectocarpales; Ectocarpaceae
Source: the annotation of a GenBank genome assembly